Molecule: messenger RNA, 747 nt
Organism: Candidozyma pseudohaemuli
Lineage: Eukaryota; Fungi; Ascomycota; Pichiomycetes; Serinales; Metschnikowiaceae
Gene: MED18
Product: Med18p
Exons: 2
Coding region: 1-747 (248 amino acids)
Biological process (GO): termination of RNA polymerase II transcription; regulation of transcription by RNA polymerase II
Cellular component (GO): core mediator complex; mediator complex
Molecular function (GO): transcription coregulator activity
Source: RefSeq, a predicted model, not a curated record
AUGUUCACCGCCGCCAUGGUGUUUUUGCCACUUGUAACGUUUUUCACGGUUCAGUAUUUAUUCAGUGGUAAUCCAUUAGUCAGUGGUGGCUCUGCAGCUGUUGCUGCAAAUGGCGUACUCAUCGCAUACAUCGUUGUCGCCUUCUCUGAAGACACCUCUGACGAAUCAUCAGAGAAGAGUGAACCCAAGAAGGACAUCUACAAAGACAUUGCACAGAAAAAGGAGGGAUCGCAAGGCGGAGAUGCCCCACAAGCCAAGGAUAACGAAUCUGAUCUCAUGGAGAUUGAUCCUGAAGAUGCCUCAAAAAGUACAGAGUCCAAGGCUACUACCAAUAACGAUGCGCAGCCUCAAGACGCAGUGAAGGAGGAGGAGGAGCAACCUAUCGAUAUAAAGGAUUCAUUUCUCCAAUUCCUCGAAGAACUUGGGUAUGAUGUUGUCAAUCAGUAUUGGUCAAAGGGUAUAAGAUUCUUUCAUGGGGACAUUGUCAUUGAGAUAUUUAAAAUAUUCGUGAGAGACGACGACCCAGAGGCAUCAUCGGCCGAUCUGGGCAUCAAGCUCAAGCUCUUGGACGAGUCUAAUACCUUCCAGAUCAAAGCAUUUAUCAAUUACCCUAAAGGCACCAGUGUUGACCUAAUUAAUCAGGGAACAAAGAGCUUGGUAAAGAUAAAAGAGCUCUUGCACAAUCUUUUUGAACUAGAUGUUCCCGACAGGAUGUUCAUGGAUGCUCGUGUUAAUAGAAACAAGUAA